Plasmodium malariae is the source of this 8820-nucleotide messenger RNA. RefSeq names its product 6-cysteine protein, putative (gene P230). Lineage: Eukaryota; Apicomplexa; Aconoidasida; Haemosporida; Plasmodiidae. Gene Ontology annotation, biological process: symbiont entry into host. The transcript has a single exon. Bases 1 to 8820 code for a protein of 2939 amino acids. Gene Ontology annotation, cellular component: plasma membrane; cell surface. The record is from RefSeq and is a predicted model, not a curated record.
AUGAUAAAAAAAGUCCUUUUCUUUACAUUUUUUGUCUACAUAAUAGUAAGAAAAUAUGAAAUAAUUUCAAAUGAGAAUGCAAAAAGAGAUGCUCAUAAUUUUAAAUUAUUUCGGAAAGAGAAAACUUAUAAUUGUCUAACGGAUGUAAGUAUAACAACAAGGAUAGACAGAACAAAUGGAAGAGAUAGUUACACCACAUGGAACGAUGAAGCAUUGUUUGGAAAAGACCACGAAGAAGGAGUAGAAAAAAAUAUAUACUCAAUAAAACAUAAUGAAAUAUUAUUAUACGAGUAUAAGGAUGAAAAUGCACAUGAACGUAGUAGUUGCAGACUCGUGAGUAACGAUGUGGUAGAGAGAGGUACAGGUAGACUCACUAUUUUCAACAAAGAAGAUAUAAAGGAAAAUUUAUUUUUAUUUAUUAAAAAAGGCAUAAAUGGACUUAACAACAUAUCUGUGAAGUGCAUGUCCAAUAAGGUAAAACGGAUAGGAGAUAAUCCCUGUGAAGGAAAGACAUAUGAGGAGGAUGGCAAUGCUGAUGACUACGAUGAUGACUAUGAUGAUAACUAUGAUGAUACCAAAAAAAGGAAAAAAAAAAAAAAAAAAAAAAUUUCCUUAAAAAGUAUUAUAAGGAAAUUCUUCCUAAUGUUCUUGCAUGCUCAGGAAAAAACGCACGGAUUUGUUAUGUGGAGAAGUACACAUACUAAUAGGUAUGUAUCUCGGGAAGGCAGGUAUUUGGAGGAGGACAUACCAGGGGAUGACGAGUAUGUAGAAGAAGGUAGAGAGGAAAACGACGGUGCGGAAGAAGGUGGAACAGAUAACGACGGUGCGGAAGAAGGUGGAACAGAUAACGACGGUGCGGAAGAAGAUGGAAUAGAUAACGAUGGUGCGGAAGAAGAUGGAAUAGAUAACGACGGUGUGGAAGAAGAUGGAAUAGAUAACGACGGUGUGGAAGAAGAUGGAGAGGAAAACGACGGUGAGGAAGAAGGUGGAAUAGAUAACGACGGUGCGGAAGAAUAUGGAGAGGAGAACGACGGUGCGGAAGAAGAUGGAAUAGAUAACGACGGUGCGGAAGAAGAUGGAAUAGAUAACGACGGUGCGGAAGAAGGUGGAGAGGAAAACUACGAUGCGGAAGAAGGUGGAAUAGAUAACGACGGCGAUGAAUAUUCAGACGAAAGUAACUCUCCAACUUACGAAUUGCAGGGAAUGGAGGAUCAGGAAUAUAACGAAAGUAGUACUCAUAGCGACUACGGACAAGAGGGUGAUAUAUCUAUGUCCUUACAAGAUUUAAAUGACGAUAUAGACAAAGUAAAUGAAGAGUUUGAAGUGACCAUAAGCGGAGAAGAGGGAGUUCCAAGUUUACAAACUGAGCAAUUUUCAUCAAAUAAUACAAACAAAGAAUAUGUGUGUGAUUUCACAGAACAAAUAAAACCAAUAGAAGAAAAGUCUAAAGUAAAAAAUUGCAAUAUAAAGAUAACAGAUCCUUUAGGUAAGAUAAAAAUAAUAUGUCCAGUAGUUAAUUCGGAAGAGAAGUCAUACAAAUCGAUUGAAUACUUUCCGAAAAAGGCUCCAUUUGUUACAUUAUAUAUAGGAGAAUCAAAAGGUGGAAAUGAAAAAUUGAAAGAAAAGAAGCUGUCUGAAUUGAUUUAUGGCAUACUUAUACCUCCUAAAGUGAAUGAGAAAAAAAAUGAUUUUGAACAGGGAAGCAUAGAAUUUAUACUUCCUCCAAUGGUUGAUAAACAGACUACAAUAUAUUUCAUAUGUGAUAAUUCUAAAUCAACAGAUGAUGAUAAAAAAGGGAAUAGAGGAGUAGCAGAAAUAACAAUAGAGCCAUACGGAAAAUUAAUUAAAGGAUGUGAUUACUCAGAACAGAAUAAAACAUUUUUCCAAAAAAAAAUAGACAUAAAAAAUAGCACAUAUCCAUGUUUAUUUCAAUUAAAUAGUGGAGAUAUUGGUGGAAUUAUGUUUCCUGGUAAUACAAAAUCGACUACAUGUUUUGAAGAAAUGAUUCAACAUACAAACCAUAGUAAAUGGGAUAAGAAAAAAAAAAGCUUAACUGAAUUGAUCAACAGUGCAGUAAUUUAUAAUAAAGAUAGAGAUGAGAAAUAUUUUAAUGUUAAAUAUGUGCAUAUACCAUCCAGUUUUAGAGAUUCGUUAAGCUUAUUUUGUACUAUUACUCUAAAUGAUGAUUCCUCUUUUUUAGUAUAUGUAGGCAUAAACCAUGAAAUUAAUAUGUCGUUGUUUGAAUUACUAGGUGCAUUUCAUGCAUUAAAUAAAAUAAAUCAAGUAGCAGUAAAGACACAGGGAAAAGAAGAAUUUACUUGUGAUUUCACAGAUGUAUUAGAUACUCCAUCAUCGGGAGGAGAGGAAAAAAAAGUAAUAAUAUGUAAAAAAAAUUUAAAAGAAUUUGAUAUAUUUAAAAUGAAAUGUAAUAUGGAUGAAGGGAAAUAUAAAGAUAUGGAGAUGCUUCCCAAAACGUUAAAAACUAAGAAGGAUGUAUAUAAAUUUGAGUUCGAUAUACAAUACCAUUUUUUAAAAAAGUACAUGAAUUUUCAUAUGAAAAAUGCCCAAUAUUAUAAUGAAUACCCAUCUUUAUUUGUAUUUCCUUUUAAUAAAAUUGCAAAAAAUGAAAUUAAAAAAAAUGCUCUUUUAAAAAACCAUAAAAAUGCAAAAUAUUUUGAAGAGUCUCUUUCUUCUACCGAUACUAUUGUUCAUAUGUUGACCUACUUAGACUCACAAGAUAUUAUACCUAUUAAUGAACAUAUUCGUUACUUAAACGUAGAUGUAAACGAUUCUGAUAGUAGUACUUUAGAUGUAACGAUUCAAAUUCCUCCAUAUAUAGAAACAAAUCAACCAUUUUAUUUUCUUAUGGGUUGUAACAACAGUAAAGCAGGUGGAAAUAUUGGAGUGGUAGAACUACUAAUAUCUAAGAAUGAACAGAAGAUAAAGGGAUGUAAUUUCCAUCCAACAAAGGUUGAUUAUUUUUCUGAAAAUAUUGAAUCUUCUACAAAUGAGUGUACAGUAGAUGCGUAUAAAGAUGAUAUAAUCGGUUUGAACUGUUUAAAUACUAUAUAUACAGAAGAAGAGGAUUCUACAAAUAUUUCCCUCGACCCAGAAGAUUGCUUUAAAAAUGUGUAUGAAAAUAAUUUAAAAAAAGAUAUGAACGAAAUACUAGGAGGGGUACAGGUGUAUAAUAUAAAUGGCAAAGCAACACCAACAUUUUUGAAAAUUCCUGUCCACAAUAAGGAAGAAGAUAUAAAAGUGAGCUGCAAAUGUACAGUAAACGCAGUUGUAAAAGAAAUGAAAAUAAUUAUUAAGAAAGCUACUAACGUGGACGAUGAAAAAAAUCUUAAAAAGGAAAUUAACACAGUCGCUAUUAAUGAAGAUAAUCUUUACAUAUGUGAGAACAAAACAUAUAUCGAACCGGCUUUAGUCAAAUGGGACGAUAAGAACAUAGAACAUACAUGUACAAUCGAAGCAACAGAAUUUUUAAAUUAUGUAGAAAUCUUCUGCCCUUCGAAAGAUUUUCUUAUAUAUGAAAAUAUUAACAUUAUGUAUAAUACAAUAAAGCCAACAAAGGAAGAUGAAUUGAAGAUAUUCACUCAAAAAGAAUUAGAAAAAUUGAUACCUCACUCUGAGUUAUUACAUAAAACCAGAGGGAUGAUAGAUCAUUAUAAACAGGAGAAGGUAGACUUAUCUCAUCUAUAUAUUUUUUUCCCAUACUACAUAAAGGAGGAGCAUGAAUUUAGAAUUACAUGUGAUAAUAGCAACACUCAUUAUAAUAACAAGAAAGGAACAAGAGUAAUAUAUAACAUUAAAAUUCCAAAGAGGGAAAAAAAAAAAAUUAAAGGAUGCGAUUUCAGUGAAAGUAGUAAAGCAGAAAUAUUUGAAAAUGUAAAAGACGGGGAAAAAUGCACAGUUGAUGCAUCUACAAAAGAUAUUGUAGGUUUUGUUUGCCCCUCAGGCACAGUCAAACUAACUAGCUGUUUUAGAGAUGCUAUUGUAAAUGAUAAUGUAACUAAUAUUUCACACCUACUCAAUUUAAAAAAUAAUAUGGCCAAUUAUACAUAUAAACAUCAAUUUAACUAUAUAGAAAUACCAGUUGUUACAAGUGCUGAUUUAACCUUUAAAUGUAUUUGUGUCUAUCUUGGAAAAAAUUAUAACGUAAAAGCAGCAUCGUUAAGUCCAACUCUACUAGAUAUUAUCUACAAAAAGAUGAAAAUUAAAAAGGAUGAUUAUAACAAAGGUGUUGCUUCUAAAAAGAAAUAUGUUAUGAGUACAAUGAAUAUGUACUUAUCUCAUAAAGCAAAUACUAUUAUUUCUCUUUUUAAUGAAAUAGAAAAUAAAAGGAAAACACAGUCUGAUGAAAAUCCUGAUGACAUUAUAGAUGCACUAGCUUCUAGUGAUACAUGUAAUUAUUCAUCUGGUUUUGGUUCUGAUCCAAAUGAUGGAGUAAUAGAAGAAGUACACAAAUCACUAGAUGAGUAUGAUUCAUGGGAAAAUAUAUACGAUGAUGAAAUAGAAAAAGAAAUUACAACAGAUAUACAAGAAUUAGAACAAAGUGCAUUCAAAAUAUAUACCCUAGAAGUUAAUCUAAAGGCACCAAAACUAAUGAAACCAGUAAAGGUUGGUGAUAAUAUACACGUGUGCGAUUUUUCUAAAAAGAAUCUACUUAUCUCUAACUCUGCAAAAGGAGGAAUAGAAACAAAUAUACACUGUUACACUGAGAUGAAACCACUAGAUGUUUUGUAUGUAAAAUGCCCUACAGGAACUGAUGCAUAUGUUACUGCAAAGGCAGAGAAAGAAGAGGAAGAGCAUGAUGAACUGCAAAAAGAAGUUAUUGCACUCAUUGGGGAUGUCAAAUCAGAAAGUACAUUGGCAUUAGAAAUAGAUUCCACACCUCUAGAUGAUAGCACUUUUGAAAAAUGUUUCACUAAAUUUAGUCUAAAGCCGAAAAACUUCUUUGAAAUGGUUAUAAAUGAAGAAGAAGAGGAUGAUAAAGAAGUAAGUUUGAGUGAACUUCUACCUGGAGUUAUAUAUUCCUCUAUGAAAAUUUUAAAAAAGAAAGACCCCUUCACUUCUUAUGCAGGUAUAGUUAUACCACCCAUCAUUUCGAAAGAUACAUCUUUCAAAGUGCAUUGCAAUAAUACAGAAUAUAAAGAAAUAGAAAAAAAUGCUGGGUAUAAUGGCAUAACUCAUAUACAUAUAGCAAAAAGCGAACCAGUUGGAGGAACUGGACUUGAUAGAGGAAAAAUUAAGGGCUGUGAUUUUUCCUCAUCGGCUAGUAGUAUAUUAACUGAGUCUAUAGAAUUAGUUAAUGGAGAAACAAAAGAAUGCACAAUAAAUAUUAGAAAUAAUGAACCUUUUGGUAUUAUAUGUAGCAAGGAUACAACUUUGUACCCUGAAACAUGUUUUCAUCAAAUUUAUGAUAAGUCGGAAAAUGUAAAAUCGUUUAAAGAGAUAAUACCAAAUAGUACUAUCCUCACUUUACAAAAUUCGAAUAAAAAAAUAGCAUAUGGUAAAAUACCACAAGAAUAUGUAAAUAAAUUUAUUUUUUCUUGUUCUUGUAAGAAAAGCGAUGACAAUACUAAAGGAACAAUGAAGGUAACAAUAAAUAAAGAUGCAACUGAUAUAGAUGAAUUGAAAGCAGUAACUGCUAAUACACAUGAUAAAAGUAACGUAUGCAACUUUUACGAUAAUGAAGAUCUAUCACUUAUUUCUAAUCCUGGUGAAGUCGUUUUAUGUAAAGUCGAAGGGCAAAUAUUUACGGAAGUGAUAGUACAGUUACCUGUAUUAGGUGAACAGAACACAGAUAAAGAAGAGUAUAAAAAAUUUUCUCUCAUUCCUCCAUUGGACCUUACAGGUGAUGAUAUUAAAGUAAUGGUUAAUGAUAGAACGGAAGUAUCUCUCAGUACAGCUUUAAAAGGAGUAUAUGGAAAUAGAGUUUUUACAUUUGAAAAAAAAGGAGUAAAGGGACAAGGAUUAAGUUUUUUCAUCCCACCUACUACUGAAGACGUUAAUUUAAAAAUUUCUAUUAACGAAAAGAAGGAUUCGUCUGAAGCUAAGCAAAGAGGGCUUAUACAUAUUUCUAUUAAAAAAAAUAUAGAAGUAAAUUCAGAAACUUAUAAAGUAUGCGAUUUCACAAAAGCGGAAAAUAAUCUAACUGAAUUGAAUAAUCCAUUAAAUAAUGAAAAAGAGUGUAAUGUAAUAAUAAAAAAAGGGGAUAUCCUUGGUAUUAUAUGUCCUAAAGGAUUUACUCUUUUUCCUCAAGCAUGUUUUAGUAAUAUCUUAUUAGAAUAUUACAAAUCUUCACCAGAAGAUGAUGAAGAUAUAAAUUACAUUAGUAAUAUAAAAUAUGAUUUAAAACUUAAAGAAAUUUUAUAUCAAAUGAAAGAGGAUAAUAAAGAAGAUGAACAGGUUCAUAAUUAUUAUUCCUACUCAUCAAAUAUAUUAGAAAAGCUAAAUUUUGAAAAUUACAAUUUAGGAAAUAUACCACUCGAUUAUAAAAAUCAUUAUACUUCUUCAUAUGCCAAGGUGCCAAACACAUUUAACAGUAUUUUAAAUUUUUCUUGUAAUUGUUAUAGUCCGCUUAAAAAUGUAUUCGGUACAAUGAACGUACAAACGGAAAAUGUCGACUUUGAAUCGUUAAACAAGAAAAAAAUUGAUCUCGUCGAAAAGGUGUUCUUCCCCUACAAGUAUAAAGUUAAUGCCGAUUUGGAAGAGGAAAAACGAGAACCAUUCAUAGCAACACAAGAUUACACUUCCACUUCUACUGGAAGGCAUGUCGAUAUGAUUCAGAAGUACCCGAAUGCUAUGCUAGGCCAGUCGGUUAACUAUUCGUGUGAUUACUCGGAUGAAUCGCUGUUCAGCUUAGUCGAAGGAAAACUGCAAAGGAACACGUGCAAAAUCAAUGCAAAGGGGUUAGACAUAGUUACUAUUAAAUGCUUGUACAAUAAAGAUGUAGUAUUGAAAGACACUUCCUCCGGAUUAAUUGCUGAAGAUAAAAAGGUAAUUGUUACUAUUGAUGAGAAGGAAUAUAUUACUCAUAUAAAUGAUAAGAAUAACUCGUUUACACUAAAAGAAAUAUACGUUAAAAACUUCUAUGGAGUUAGUCAAGAAGAAUUAAAAAAAUUAAGAAAAUUAGAAGAAGAUUGGCAAGAUUAUCAUAUCUUUUAUCCGCCAAAAGGUGUUGAAGAAGUUAUUGUAGACAACACAGUAGUCAAAUUAGUAGAUGCGUUACCAGGUGUUCUAUUCUUAAAAAACAAAUCAGAAAAGGAUCAGAAGAUAAAAACUACAAAAUUACCCAUUGAUGGUAUAGCUAGCUUUCUCGUACCUCCUUAUGUACAUAAAGAUUUAAAUUUUCAAAUUUUUUGUGGAAAGUCAUCAUCAAAAAAACCUAAAAAAAAGGAUACAUCGCUUGGUAUUGUGCACGUACAUAUAUCAGCAAAUAAAAAUGUAAUAAGCGGAUGCGAUUUUAUAAAUGAACAGAAUAGUCCUAAUUCAUUUUUGACACAUAAGAAAAAUGAAAAGAACGAGCUCAUGUGUGAAAUACCAUUAAUAUCUAAUACAGUCGUUGGGUUAAAUUGUCCAAAGGGGAAACUAAAACCUGUCAACUGCUUUAACGAUAUGUACUAUAUUGAAGAUGGAGUAGAAGAGGUAAACGCUACUGCUGAUAAGUAUGACAAGUAUGAAAGCACACAUAAAGUAAAGACUACUUCCGUAAUUGAACACGCUAUACCUAUAAACAAUGUAGAUGAUAAGGAAAGUACAUACUCUUAUUUAGUGUUACCAAACACUUUGAAGGACAUUAAGGAGUUAAAUAAAGUCUUUAUUUGUACAUGCGAUAAAAAUAUUGUAAAAAUGAAAAUUGACGAAAAUUUAGUAAAUAAAGAAAGUAAUAUAAUCGGUGAAAGUAAUGUUUGUACAUAUGAUCAUUCUAAGAAGGUUUCUACAUGUAAUAUUAUCAGUAGUAUGCAAAUGGAUGAACUAAAAAAUACUUCUCUUAUUAAAUACACAGCUAAUAUAUCCAGAUGGGAUAAGCUAAUUAUUAAGUACCCAACAAAUAAAAAAUUGAACUAUGAGAAAUGUUUUUUAAAUCCUUUAAAUUUAAAAGAAAAAGUGUUAUAUCAUAAUAUACCUACAAAUAUUGAGGAUAUAUUACCAGGUGCAAUCGUAUCUGAUAAAUAUGAUUCAAGGACUAAUAUAAGCGAAUAUAUUUUAAGAAUACCUCCUUAUGUUCCUAAAUCAGUUGAAUUUUCGAUUGAAUUUAAUAAUAGAUUCUCAUCAAUUACUCAAAAUCAAAAAAUACUUUAUGGUAAUAUGGUAAAGAUAUAUAUUAAUGUAAAUCAAGGCUACAAAGAAGUUAGUGGAUGCGAUUUUACAGGUAACUAUGCACAUUUAUUCUCUCAGUCUUAUAUACCUACUCCUAACGAAGUCAAAGAAUGCACAAUUACCUUUGGAAAUAAUAGUUUUGCUGGCUUUGCUUGCUUAAGUAACUACCAAGUAGAACCUGACAACUGCUUUACCUCUGUUUAUGAUAAUACGGAUAGUAAAAGAGUUAAAAAGAUUACGGAUUUAUCUGGAAAUUCUGAACAUGAUCAGGUCAAACAGAAUACUUUAGGAUAUACUCUUUCAUAUAUUACUCUUAAUGAUGAACCAAAGAAACUCAACUUUUCAUGCACAUGUGUUUCUAGUUAUUCUACGUACACUAUUAACAUAUUGUAUGAGCCGCAUCAUGAAAACUCAACCCUUACAACUAGAUCCUUCAUCAAGUACUUCAAUUCCAAGACGGGAGCAUUUUCCAAGUAUUUGAGAAAACCCUAA